AUGAUCCAGGCACAACCCCACGGUCGUUACGCGCCGCUCGACGCGGAGCAGCCUAUCCACCGGCAAGUUCUCCACCCACAGGCUCCAACGCUCAUCAAGGUUGUGGGUACUCGGCCGCAGGACGUGGCGAGACAGCUUGCGAGGCAGCCGAUGGAUGAGGCGACGCAGGUAGGGGCGGCAGAGUCUCUGCUGGGAGUGACGGCGCUACAGGCUGCAGUGGCGGCAGGGGUGCCGCCGGAGGGAGCGCAGGCGGAUCAGGUUCGACCGGAGCUGGCAGAGACAGAGGCUGCUGCGGCACCGACGACGCUGGAGGAUUCGGCAGAGGCGGGGGAGGCUGAGACGAUCGCUGCUGCUGCCUCUGUGCCAUGCCACGGGGUCCGGGACGCGGCGGACGACUUGACUGGCGUCGCGUCCGUCGAAACUCUUGCUGCUGCCGAGGCCGGAGAAUCGGCGGAGCACGCCCGGGAGGAGGGUGUGGAGGCAAAUGAGGAAGCAAGCGUGGGCAAACAGUUUAUACCCUCCCGUUCCCAAUCGCCUCAGGAUGAUGCCUCAGAGAAGGUGGAAGUCGAUCGGCCUGAAGACAUCCGCAGUAUGGGUGGUGGAGAGGACAGCCGUCGCCAAGCGGAAUCCAACAAUGUGGGAGCAGGCUUAGCGGGAAGUGCCCCGGUGGCACCCAGCAAAAGAUCACCUGCUGACCGGGCUAGCGAUGACAACAUCUGGCACCUGGCGAGUGGUUGGGACAUUACGUCGCUUCAACGCAGAGCCUACAUCGCGUCGGUGACGGCAGCGCAGCAGCUGCUGCGGCAGAUGAACCUGCCUGAGACUUACUUACAAAGCCGUGCCGUAACUAGGCUAUCUCACAACUGGACCCCGCCACCACCAGCGAUGAACAGGCUGACCUCUCUUGAAGAGGACCUUCCAGCUGACGCCAAGGUGGCGCUCCAAGCGUUCAGAGAAGGGCCGCCAGGGCAAGGGAACCUACAGCUGCUGCUAUCUAAGCACAUCAACGAAAGACGAGCAGCGGAGUUGCUGGCAGACACGAUCAUCGAUCGGCCGGGGGAGGAUUGUGGACAUGGGUUCUCGCUGGCACUCGGCUUCCGCCUCGGCCUCGCCCUUCCAGUGACUGGGAAGUGCCCUUGCAAGCGGGAGAACGGGGACAUUGAUGACACCAGCCUACCGAAUCAUCUGCUGCGCUGCGGGGAGGGAGGAGAUGUGGUUAGAACACACAACAGCCUCGUCUAUGCGGCCCUGAGAAUGGCGAGGGAGGCGGGAUUCAACACUUUCCAUGAGACUUCUGUGUUCUCUCCGCCUGUCAUCCGAAAGCGGGCGGACUUGGCGUUCCAGGACAGAGAAUCGGCAGAGACAUGGUCCACUGACGUGACGGUGACUAACCCGGUACUCCAGAAGAGAGACAAGAGAGCUAGGAAGCCGCCAGGUUGGGCGGCCAAGGAAGCUUCUGAGAAGAAACACAGAUUGUAUGAGGGGCGGCCUGAUUACGUGGGGUUCUUUGGGUUGGCAGUUGAGACGUACGGAGCGUUGGCUACGGACACGGUUCAGUUCCUGCGGCUCCUGGCAACAGCGGCAGCAAAGAAGAAAUUCCGCCAGGGCCCUCUUACCACAACCGCCAGCCGCCUAACUGCUCACUACAGGCAGCGCUGGUCCGUCAUGCUGCAACGCUCCCAGGCAACAUCUUUCAUGAACAAAUCAAAUAUGGCUGCGGAGGCGGCAUACCCCCAGGCCCUUGCAGACCCCUGGGAGCCGAGCCUGGGGGACUUAUGGCAGGUGCUGGACGACGACCUAGGAGGGGUGUAG
Molecule: messenger RNA, 1812 nt
Organism: Closterium sp. Yama58-4
Lineage: Eukaryota; Viridiplantae; Streptophyta; Zygnematophyceae; Desmidiales; Closteriaceae
Source: the annotation of a GenBank genome assembly